Messenger RNA from Fomitiporia mediterranea MF3/22, 1207 nucleotides. Its product is annotated as Clavaminate synthase-like protein. The coding region runs from base 1 to 1080 and encodes 359 amino acids. The transcript is spliced from 4 exons. The record is from RefSeq and is a predicted model, not a curated record. NCBI's taxonomy places the organism in Eukaryota, Fungi, Basidiomycota, Agaricomycetes, Hymenochaetales, Hymenochaetaceae. Gene Ontology annotation, molecular function: dioxygenase activity.
AUGCCUGGACUGACUCUCCCACCAUUUCCGCAAGAUAUACCCACACACCCUCUCUUGGUUAUUGAUUUUGAGCUCAUAAAGGCUGGUGACUCUGAAGAGAUCGAGAAGCUCUGGAAGGCUGCACGAGAACUAGGAUUCUGGUACUUGAAGAACCAUGGAGCUGACAAAGAGGUUGAAGGGAUGUUUGAUAUGGGAGCAGAAACGAUGGACCUUCCGGUUGAGGAGAAGAUGAAGUUUGAGCAAGGUGACGAAGGCAAAUCUUUCGGUUACAAAGCAUUGGGAACAAUUGCCACAAACGAAUACGGCAGCCCAGACAAUGUUGAAUUCAUCAAUAUAUCCAAGGAGGAUGCUCUGGCCUAUCCGGAGGUUAAAAAUCGCACGUAUCCGUCAACCGUGAAUGCACGCAUGCAGUCGACCAUCACACCAUUCGUGCGCAAGUCACUUACAGUUUUCGAAACGAUUUUCUCCGUAUUCGACAAGAAGCUUGGUCUCCCGGAUGGUACGCUUAAGAGCCUCCACGGUGAUCCCAGUGGUUCCGAAGCCCGCGCUAUCAAGAGUCCACCGAAACAUACUCACACCGGAAACGGGCCGAUUGAGAAAGAGAAAAUCUCCCUAGGAGCUCACACGGACUUUGGGUCUCUUUCGUUCUUGCACAACCGCCUCGGUGGACUGCAAGUCCUUCCUCCCGGCAGCCCUGACUGGCACUACGUCCGUCCAAUGCCUGGACACGCUAUCUGUAACAUCGGAGACGCACUCUCGUUAUUCUCAGGUGGAAUCCUCCGUUCAAAUAUGCACCGUAUCGUCCCACCUCCAGGCACCCAGGCCGCAUAUACGCGCUGGUCUGUCGUUUGCUUCUCCCGUCCGUGUGCAAACGUGGAGCUACGAGCUUUGGAUGAGAGUAAAUUGAUAAAAGAAACGCUUUCGAACAUGACCCCAGAAGACAGAGCGAAAUACAAACCAGGCGUGACUCAGGGCGAAUGGUAUGUCCGGAGGAUGAAGAACACGCGGCUCAAGAACAGGAAGGGGCCUGAGACCUAUCUCGCGAGCAGAGGAAUGGAACACAGACCGAACGUGAUCUAAUGCAGUGAAACAGUAUCAAGAUUCAAGAACCGAGAAAGUGCCGACUUAUUUGUGUUUAUGUCAUGGAAAUUUUGCCUUAUGCUCUUCAGACUGUAUUAAUCCGACCGUAUGUAGUUGUAACAAAAUU